AUGAAGACCCGGAAGCUGUGCAUAAACGAGUGCAUCCCCUACGUGCAGAAGUACGAGUGGGGCAAGGGGAAGGACGGGAUGGUCUACGACGUGAUGAAGAAUAUCGUGAAGGAGAACUUCGAGUUGGUGAAAAAGGAGAUCGACAAGGCGGAGCACAUAAAGGAGUACGCGCCGAAUGGCGAGGGGGAGAAGCGAAAGAAGGAGGGGGCGGCGUCAGCUUCCGCAGCGUCAGCUUCCGCUGCGUCAGCGGCGGGGGAAGUGGCCAAGGGGGUGGAAACUGCCCCUGCAGCGGAGAAGAGCAAGCAGAGCGAGCCAAACAGUGGCAGUGGCGAGCAACCCAGUGGCAGUGGCGAUCAACCCAGUGGCAGCGGGGAGGAAGCCAACGCGAAUGACGCGCCCGAGCCAAAGUACGCGGAGCUGUGGAUCGGGAACCACGAAAAGGGACCCAACUUGGUACUCUACAAAAAUAGUUUUAUAAAAAUUGAAGAUUUUCUCCAAAUAUACGAAACGAAGAAAAAAAAAAAAGGAAAAAUUGCAAAAUAUUUUUACAAGAAAAUUGAAGACACAAAAAAUAAAUAUAACAAUAAAAAGAACUCAACGAAAUCGGAAGAUGUCAACAGCGUUGUUCGGAACAAAGAAACGGAUGUGAAGAGGUACUCGGAUGUUGAGUUUUCCUCUUUGAAGAAUUAUUCCCUCUAUGAAAAUUACGACUUAGUGAAGGAGGACGUAGAUAAGAACACGCUCUUCCCCUAUCUGUUUAAGUUGCUCUCCAUUGCGAAGCCUCUUAGCAUACAGAUCCACCCGAACGAAGUGCAGACGCUGUACUUGAAUACGCUAAACCCGGUGCUUUACAAGGAUAAAGUCUUCAAAACGGAGAUGUGCGUUUGUAUUAAGGACAUGAGUUUGCUGUGCGGAUUUAUGAACAUCUUCAAAAUUGCCUUUUUGGUCACCAGCGUGGGGGAGCUCCACGAUUUUUUCCUCAAGAGGGAGAAGCCCGCUGGGGGGGGCAGCGCCGAUUCCGGCAGUGUUAACUGCAUGGGGGAAGCCGUGCAGGGAGUAGCCCCCACAGGAGAACAACCAAAAGACAUCUUUCACCUGUUUGACCUGUUCCACACGCAGAAGGACGAGCACGUGGAGGAGCUCAUGAAGAUGCUGGCGCGUAUUUACAUCUACAUAAUUAGCUACUCCCUGAAGAGGGGCAGCAGGCAGACCUACGACGUCCUUUCGGUGAUUGACAAUUACGCGGAGUGCAUCCAAAAGUACGUUUUUGAUGAGGGGUUCUUUUUGGGCUUCUAUAAAAAUGAAAAAUUUUUGGAGCAGAAUCUGAAUUUGGGGAAUUUGAUUAAGCUGGAGAAGGAGAAGCUGCAAAAUAGCGGCGGCGGUCGGAGGGGCGCCGCGGGGCUGAGUGGGUCCGAUGAUGAGGAGGAGGAGGAGCUGGAGGUGGACGUCAAGGGGGGGGCGGACGCGGGCAGCAAGGUGGAGAUAGAGGUGGGCAGCAAGGCGGAGCUAGCGGGAGAGGACACGGCUUUAGAUGCAGUUUCUGCUUCCGCUGCAGCUGCGGGAGGGGACCCCGAGGAGACGCGCGGCGUGGAGAGCGCGCCCCGGCAGGUGAAGAAGCAAAACAGGGGAGUGGAAGAAGAAGAAGUGGGAGUGAAAGAGGAGGGCGCUUCCCCCGGCGCUCCCCACGCUGCUCCCCCCGAUGCUGCACCCCACCCGGAGAAGAAGCAGGACCUGCAGUGCGCAGCCCAGCUGGUGAGCAGAAAGAAAAUCAAAUCGUUUUACGAGCACAUGUUUAAGUACCUCGUCUACCGAACGAUGCUGGUCGAAGGUGAGGUGCUAAGCAAAUGCGUUAAUGACAUCGCAACGAAGAAUGAAAAGUAUAAGUCCUUUUUGAAGGAAAAGGAGUUGACAAAUAAAAGCCCAGAGGAGAUUUACUCUGACGUUUGCAAGAAAAAAAACUACCAAGAUGUCCAGUCCGAUACGGAGAGUUUUAUUAUUGGCAAUAUUUUUGAAAUUCUUCACAACGUUUCUAAAUUUUACCCUAACGAUGGAGGGAGAAUCUUCGUUUUCAUUCUGCAGCAGCUAAAUUUGAAGGAUGGAGAUGUGGUGUAUAUCAAGCCAGGGGUUAUCCACUCAUACAUUUCGGGGCACUGCCUGGAGUGCAUGACCAAUUCUGAUUUAGUCAUCCGAGGAGGACUCACCAACAAAGAAAUGGAUAAAUUAAAUUUUAUAAAAUAUGUAAAUUAUAAGAGUAACUUCCCCAUCAUUCUGGAAAAGGAAUUUAUAAACUACAACAUCAUUUCGUAUAGUUAUUACAAAAUGAAAUAUUUUAAAAUUUUAUUUUUGACUGUUCGACCAGGGGAGAGUGUUACUUUUUUAUUUUCUGACGUCAGUUUUACGUCGUGUAUCGUUUUGUCUAGCAAUCGGACCGUUAAGAUUAAGGGGAGGAAGAAUGAUAAGAAGAAGGCCAGCAUUAAGGGCGUGAAGAAGGGCACCGUGUUUUUCAUCGCGCCGGGCAUCCUCGUCACUUUGGCCAACUUUUACGCGUCGGAGGCGGACGGCGACAAGGAGCUCGUGCUCUACUGCGCCACGGCUUGA
This is a messenger RNA of Plasmodium vivax (malaria parasite P. vivax), 2598 nucleotides long. Its product is annotated as mannose-6-phosphate isomerase, putative. Gene Ontology annotation, cellular component: cytosol. Gene Ontology annotation, molecular function: mannose-6-phosphate isomerase activity; zinc ion binding. Gene Ontology annotation, biological process: GDP-mannose biosynthetic process. The record is from RefSeq and is a predicted model, not a curated record. NCBI's taxonomy places the organism in Eukaryota, Apicomplexa, Aconoidasida, Haemosporida, Plasmodiidae. The coding region runs from base 1 to 2598 and encodes 865 amino acids. The transcript has a single exon.